This is a messenger RNA of Sinocyclocheilus anshuiensis, 1009 nucleotides long. RefSeq lists its product as uncharacterized. Bases 94 to 822 code for a protein of 242 amino acids. The transcript has 5 exons. The record is from RefSeq and is a predicted model, not a curated record. NCBI's taxonomy places the organism in Eukaryota, Metazoa, Chordata, Actinopteri, Cypriniformes, Cyprinidae.
GUCCGUGACGUGGAUCACAUGACUGUGACGUCAUCGACACCCAACUUUCAUUUCAAGUGUUUUAUGGGAAUGAAAACUCCUGCGUGCUGAAAGAUGGGAUGUUGUUUCUCCUCUCCCGAUGGAGAGGUUGAGAGAGAACCUUUGCUUCAAUCCAGCAAUAAAACACAAACAGAAUCUGCAAGACCACAACGACCAGCAGCUAAUGAAUCUGCAAGACCACCACGACCAGCAGCUAAUGCAGAUGGAGUUCAGAAGAGCGGCAGCUUUACUGCUCGUCGUGUUGGCGUUCCCGGCCUCGAUGAGCGUUUCACUGACGUUGCUGAUACUUUCAACAAACAGCAGGACAAUUAUGAAACAAUGAAGAACCAGCUUCAGACUCUUUCAAGCCACUACCACUGCCCAAAUAACGACAGUCUGUCUCAAUGCCUGAAGAAAAUCAAGGAGAAACAUGAGCUCUGCCACAUCAAUCUGGAGGUUAAAGGAUACGACUUCAGUCUGAUGGUGAGAUCAGAGGCCGAGAUCCCCAGCAAACUGAAGCGGACGCAGGAGAACGUCACCGAGCUGAGCCGAGCCGCCAAAGCCAUCAUCUCCGUCAGCACUAAACUCAACGAAAUGAUCGACUCGCUUCUGAGAGCCGAGGACAGCAUGAUCAAUCAGGUCGAAGCUGCUGAAUCCAGACACCAGGAGCAAAGGAGGCUGGUGGACAACCUGCGGGAAAACCUCAGAGAGGCUCGGAGAGCCAAAGAGCUGAGUCCGAAGUACAGGAAAGAGGCUGGAAAUCUCCUCAAUGAGGCCGCAUUGCUCUCUGCAAUCACACCGUGAACUGACUUUGUCUCUUAGCUAUUAGCAAAUAUGAAGGAUUCUAUACUGUUAAACAGUGAAGAGAAGACUUUAUCUCAAAACAAAAGUGAGAAAUUGCAAUGUUGCAACUGCACAUAUACAGUGGCAGUACAAAUAUACAAGAUGCAUAAAAUAAUAUUAGAAUUAUAAAAAAACAGAACAUGCAUAA